Carica papaya (papaya) is the source of this 679-nucleotide messenger RNA. Its product is annotated as ferredoxin-like. Gene Ontology annotation, cellular component: chloroplast stroma. Gene Ontology annotation, biological process: electron transport chain. Lineage: Eukaryota; Viridiplantae; Streptophyta; Magnoliopsida; Brassicales; Caricaceae. The record is from RefSeq and is a predicted model, not a curated record. Gene Ontology annotation, molecular function: electron transfer activity; 2 iron, 2 sulfur cluster binding.
AUACUUGCAACCCUCUCCCAUCCACUCUCUAGCACCAACAAGAAGCAUUGCAGCCCAAGUUCUGAACACAAAAAUGGCCUCCACAGCCCUAUCCAGCGCCAUGGUCAGCACCUCCUUUUUCCGUCGCCAACCCAUGGCGACAAGCCUUAAGUCCCUUCGAAGCAUUGGACAGGCUCUUUUCGGUGUCAAAUCCGGACGAGGUGGUCGUAUAACAGCAAUGGCAACUUACAAAGUUAAGCUGAUUACACCAGAUGGAACAAGCGAAUUUGAUUGCCCUGAUGACCAAUACAUUCUUGACGUGGCUGAGGAGCAAGGCAUUGACCUUCCCUACUCUUGCAGGGCUGGUGCUUGCUCUUCCUGCGCAGGAAAGGUUGUGGAAGGUAAUGUUGAUCAAUCCGACAACCAAUUCCUUGAUGAUGAUCAGCUGGGUAGCGGCUAUAUUCUCACUUGUGUGGCUUAUGUUCAGUCUGAUGUUGUGAUUGAGACACACAAGGAGGAAGAGUUGGUGGGUUGAUUUAUUCCUUGUGUCUUUCUUUAUCAUGUGUCUACGCCUGCGGUUUCUUGCUAAUUUACCUGUAGUGUACUGAAUUAUCAUUUCAAGGGAUACACUUGUUUUUCUCUUAUCUUCUGUUUUGUGUGAACAAAUUAAUAACCAUCAACUCUUUAGCUUCCUUUUCUA